Ceraceosorus guamensis is the source of this 2070-nucleotide messenger RNA. RefSeq lists its product as hypothetical. Bases 1 to 2070 code for a protein of 689 amino acids. The transcript is spliced from 2 exons. Lineage: Eukaryota; Fungi; Basidiomycota; Exobasidiomycetes; Ceraceosorales; Ceraceosoraceae. The record is from RefSeq and is a predicted model, not a curated record.
AUGCCGCGCAUUCCAGUGCGCGUCGAGCCAUACACCUCACCGUCCAGGCAACAUCGUCACUUCAAGAACAAGCGCGAUCAAGUACUCCGCGCACUCGGCAAAGCGGCUUACAUCAAUGGCAGUCACUUUGCCAUCAUGUGGGUCUCGGCGCGCGGAGACGUCGAGACGUACGCAAGCGAAGCUCUCCAGAAUCGAUUGGACGAUUGGUUCAUCCAAAGCGGCAUCGCUGAAGAAGGCAAGUCUCUCGUCAUGGGUAGCAAGGAUGCCCCGCGCACCAACCCUUUUGAGCAAGAUGGCAACGGUAGCAACGCCGGCGACGACGAUGCCUCCGACCAGAGCGACGCAGACGAUGUAGAGGAUCCAAGUCCACUGCGUCACCAACAGUCAGACAUGACGGACGUCUUCCUUGACGGUCCCUCCUCGUCGAUGGCAGCCUUUCAGGACAGGAUCGAUCUCCGACCAAACCUCGGAAGAAGCAACACGGCCGCUAGCGGAUCGCUUUCUCUUAAGCGCAAGCACAUUGCCCCCUUGGACACUGCUGGCGCCAACGACGCUUUCGUCAGAUCGCUCAACGGUGGACGCGACGCCUUCGACCUCGAAGUUCCGCAUUCUGCGCCGUUGCUCUCUCACGAAGACGGGCCUCAAUCAUCUACACCGCGGCUACCUCUGCGAACCACGUCAUCUCGCCUGCCAUCGUCCGCUUCAAGUCAGGCUCUGGUCAAUGUUCGCCUCGAGAACGCUGCUGCUCGAACCGCAUUCCUCGAAUUGAGAUUCAGCCAGCUCCAGCAAGGCAUGUGCAAGACCGUCGCAAAAGCCUGGAUCAAGAUCAUCGAGCCCAAGAAGCAGACACGCUGUCCCUACAACAAAGGCGAAGAAGGCAAGCCGACCUGGUGGCCAGAGGGUGUCCGACACAAGGAACCCGAUCACCUGAUGAAGCCUGAAAGACAUCUGCUUUUGCUCACCAUUCUUCGCAGCCCCAAGAUCAAGGUCGCCCGUCUACAGCUCGCGACUGCCGAAGUCGUCGCUCUGAUCCGAGCGGACAGAGUCAGUCUCCUCAUGGAUGUCUACCGCAUCGCGAGAGAGGAAGAGCGCAUGCGCGAAGAAAAUCUCGACAUCGACACUUCCAUCACCGUUGGUGUCAGCACUUCCCAAGGUUGGAACGACGACGAUCAAGCCGUCGACUCAGAUGCCGCUCGCUCCAAUUCACCUGGCGACGAAAAUGACGACGGUGUUCCGGGUGCUCGCCUGAUUGCCAGCAAGAAGCGACCAUUACCAUCAUCCGUCGGUCUUAGUCGCACCGCAUCAGCGUCGGCGGCUUUCGGCACCUCGCGUCCCGCCAAACGCCCGACACUCGCCACACGCACUACUCUAGGCCCCAUCGAGAACACCAUCGAAGCACAACGGCCUCACUCCGCGGGCAAUUUGGGCAACAAUGCGUACACAUCGUCGCAGCCAUGGGCUAUGCCCGAUGGCAUCAACCUCUCGUACCAAAAGCAGCAAGCCGCCGCUGCCUCUGUUGCAGCAGCGGCAGCCGCGGCCAGUGGAUAUGGCGCAGCGCACAACUCUUACCAACAGGUCAACGGUCUCAUUACCCCAGUCACAGCGCACUCGCAGCUCAUGGAUCCAUCAUUCUUGCAAGCAGCUCAGCAGCACGCGAACGCCGCAAACGCGAUGGUGGAUGGCAAGGAUCACCAAGGGUACAUGUCAGCACCGCAGCUCUCGCAUCCCCAACUCUACCCACACAGCCCGUCAGCGGCUCAGCCGUUCUCCGGCUACGAGGGCUCGCAGGAUCACCACGACCGACACGGUGCUGCUGCGGCAGCAGCCGUCGCCAAUGUCAAUGCCGGCGUUAACAACGCCAACAUGUUUGCCUAUCCAGCAUACAGGCCCGGCCAGCAGAACGACUCGCUGCAGCAGCAGCAGCAGCAGCAGCAACAACAACAACAACAACAACAACAACAACAACAACAGUCGAUGUCGAUGCAACACGGUGCCCUUGGCUUACAAGGAGUGGAUAUGCCUGGCGACGGACCCAGCAAGGUCAGGCACCACCUACCAGCGCCGACAUGA